AUGAUCAAGCUGAUGACAAAUGAAAGUGGUGCACAGAUCAGGAUCAUUCCCAGGGAUAAACUUCCAACAUGUGCAUCGGCUCAAGAUGACAUGGUUCAGAUCACCAGAGAGAUUGAUGCUGUUAAGAGAGCUCUUCAUUUAGUUUCUAUGCAGUUUUUGGGAAAUACCGUUAAGGAUCAUAAUUUGGGUUCUGCCACAUCGAUUGGGAUUUCAUCUCAGCCCUUGGAUCAUCCUCAUCCAACGGAAGAAGCUAAUCCACAUGCACAUCAUUUUGUUGUUUCACGUCGACCACCAUACCCUCCUGGACCUCUUGUAUACUAA
Molecule: messenger RNA, 321 nt
Organism: Linum tenue
Lineage: Eukaryota; Viridiplantae; Streptophyta; Magnoliopsida; Malpighiales; Linaceae
Source: the annotation of a GenBank genome assembly